UCCUAGGAUGUGUGUCGGAAUUUAUUUUAUUUAAUAAAUUUAGGAAUAUACUUUAAAAAUGAACCGAAUGAAGAAGCAUAGGAUCAAAGAGGAGAAAGCUACGACUUCCUCAACUAGUCGAAGACAGGAGGAACACGAUUUGGCGUACUUCAUUCACGAUAGAGUAGAGUUGAUGCAUCAAGUGUUUUCGGUAUUGAAAUCGAAAGAACUCAAGUCUUUGGCUCCUGAAUGUGUCAGACGUCUUUCUAUAGACGAUUUACAGGAGUUAUGUUUGGAAGAACUCCUUGGAAUAAGCUCCAAACGGCUAUGCGCUAUCCUGGACGGUGCGGAGCCUCCAUCCGACACUGACUCCUCCAGCGACGCAGCCGAGCAGCUGGAGACAAUCUCGCUGGACAGCAUAUCUUCUGACGAUGAGAUACUUAGCCAGGCUAGUGGGAAGAAGAAGAAGCACAAGCACAGGCAUUCGAAGAAGAAACGCCGUAAGAAGUCAAAGUCGGGCGACGAGGGUGAAAGUCGAGCCUCUCGCGCCGGCCUGACCGUGCUCGAGUUGCUUGAGUUACAGGCUCGAGCUCGAGCCAUCCGCGCGCAGUUACACAAGGAGCCAGCUAAAACCGCUGAGCCGGCAGCGGAGCCCCCGAGCUCGGACAACGACGAAGUCCUCAUCAAGGAGGAGCCAGCUGAAGUGGUGGAGAUCAGCAGCGAUGAUGAGAAACCGGAUGUGAAGAAGCUCGACCAGCAGAUUGGAGCGUCCACAUCUCAAUCGAAUGACUCUGCAUCAAAUCACAAGGAUGGCGACUCAAAUACUGUGACUAAAAGAAUAAAUGAUCUGGUAAUAACAGUUCCACAAUCCAAGCCGACGCGGAAAAUUAAACUGAAAAGGCAAAAGCCAACUGAAACUGUUACCAAAGAAACAACAUCUAAUAAUGUAGCCGAGAAAGAAAAGGUUGAAACUCGCAAUAUUGUUAUUAGUACAGUAACUAAUGUCAAAAAUACUGAACCUGAACCUAAAAAAGUUAAUAACGCUGAAGCUAAAAACAGAAGUAAGAAGAGUAAGAAGAAAAAGAAGAAGGUUCAAGAGAAAGAAGGCAGCGAUGAAGAUGAAAUAACUAUACAGUUGUCGGAUACAGAGAAGAUGGAUCUGCUUGAAGAUUUAGAUGUAAAGAACUUCGACACUGUUAGCUCUAGCGAUUCUGAUAGUUCAGAUGGUAGUGAUAGUGAAAACCAAGAUGAUGUAAAACAGAAUGAUACUGAAAAACAAGUUGUCGAAGAGCAAAGUAAAGGUGAUGAUUUAGAAACUGCCAAAAAUAAGGACACUGAAAUAGAAAUUGUAGCUGAGUCGAAGCAAGAGGGAGAAGGCAAAAAAGAUGAACAAAUGAAUGACAAUGAAGAGACAAUAGAACUUAGUGAUUUGCCAAUUAUAAGCGAUGAUACUACGCCAUCAAACGAACGAAACGACGAAAAAGAAGAAGAAUCGAAUGCUACUAAAGUUGAUACGACUAUUGAUGAUAAGUGUGAUAAAAAUGACGAGGGAGUUCAGGAUGUAAGUAAAGAAAAAACAGAUGAUGUUAGAAACGAACAAAAUUUUGACCAAAUUGAAAUAGCAGAUGAAGGUUCGAAUAAUGAGAAAAGAGACGAUAAAGUGGAAAGUUCAUCUGGUCUAGAAACUAAAUCAGACGGUGAGAUAUCUGACAGAGAGAGUUCGGAAGUUGAAGCCUCCGAUGUGCAACCGGAAGUAGUAUGUAUAUCCGAUGACGAACACAAGAAGAAGAAGAAAAAGAAAAAAGAUAAGAAAUCUAAGAAAGAAAAGAAAAAGUCGGGUUUUCGGGAGAAAACUGAUGAAAACUUUUAUAAAGAUAAAGUCGAAGAUACAGACACACACACUACUGUGAUAGAAACUAUAGAUGAUGACGAUGAUGACGUGUACGAAUAUCUAGAAAUUUCUGAUGAUUCAUCUUGUUACGAAGUUGAAGGCGUAUCAGUUUUAUCUAAAGAACCUACUGCAGAAGAAAUUGAAGCAUUUUCUGCUAGGAUGGAUGAAAUAGACUUAGAAAAGGAUGAGACAGUGAUACCGAUACCUAACGAAAACGUAGCAUCGGAACCAGAUACUAAUGACCUUGAAAAUGUUUCAUGGAAAGAUAGAUAUCUAGGAAGUAAGAAGGUAAAACGUGUAUUGACUACAUCGAAUAUACUAAAUGCUAUUAGAAAGAAAAAUAAAGAGCUAAAAAAGAAGUUAGAAGAAGCUAAGAAGGCAGAGCUAGCAGAGAAAGAGGCACAGAAGGAAAAGGAAGACAAUAAACCGACAGUUGAAGAUGGUACUAUAGAACAAUAUGAAACUCUUGUAGGUUCUACCAAAUAUGUAGAUCCAGUUAAAGAAGUAAGAACAAAAGAAGACGGUAAAGAAGUAACAGAAGACACAGAAAAUAAAGAAGAUUCUGAAAACAAUGCUGGCUUGAACAAAGAUGAGAGUGAAGACGUUACAAGGGAAAUGAAAAAAGACGCAAAACAGUUACUUAAAAUGUAUAAGAGACUAUUGAAAUAUAAUGACAUUAAUAAGCAAAAAGAUCCAAAUAAGAAGAAAAAGAAGAAACAAAAGAAAAAUAAGGAUAAAGAAAAAAAUGCUUAAGAAUAAUAAUAACAUAGACAAGUACAUAUAAAAAAGUGGUUUUAAAGUAAUAAAGGUAAUA
Messenger RNA from Leguminivora glycinivorella, 2684 nucleotides. Its product is annotated as protein PFC0760c. NCBI's taxonomy places the organism in Eukaryota, Metazoa, Arthropoda, Insecta, Lepidoptera, Tortricidae. Bases 59 to 2623 code for a protein of 854 amino acids. The transcript is spliced from 5 exons. The record is from RefSeq and is a predicted model, not a curated record.